Messenger RNA from Gopherus evgoodei (Goodes thornscrub tortoise), 1113 nucleotides. RefSeq names its product major histocompatibility complex class I-related gene protein-like. Gene Ontology annotation, biological process: immune response. Gene Ontology annotation, cellular component: external side of plasma membrane. The transcript has a single exon. Lineage: Eukaryota; Metazoa; Chordata; Testudines; Testudinidae. The coding region runs from base 1 to 546 and encodes 181 amino acids. The record is from RefSeq and is a predicted model, not a curated record.
AUGGCAGAUGAGCAGACGCGUCAGCUCCCCCCUGCACCCCUGGACCUGCCCUUCCACAGCCACCGGCUCUGCCAGGCCUGGGUGAGUGUUGGGGAGGGAGCUGGCAGGGGUGGGGGCACUCCUACUCGUUCGGGGGGACGCUGUGGGCAGAGAGACGCUGGCGCAAGCUGGACUAGCCAGCGGCUAGGCCUGUCUCUCCUGCCUGUCACACUGUCCUGGCCUCUGGUACGUGGCUCCCGCGCUGUGUCUCCCCCCGCUCCCCCCGAGGUCUCGGUUUCCCGCAGAGACACCCCCGAUGGCUCCGUCACCCUCUCCUGCCAAACCAGGGGCGUUUACCCACGUCCCAUCCAUGUCUCCUGGGUGCGGGACGGAGAAGACAUCCUGGCGGAGAAGGACUCCAGUGGGAUCCUGCCCAAUGCCGAUGGUACCUACUACACGCAGUCGUCCCUGGAGAUCUCCCCACAGCAGGACGGGCACCGCUACGCCUGCCAGGUGGAGCACAGCAGCCUGGGGGAGCCCACGUUCAUCUGGGGUAAGGGGGGGUGAAUGGCAGGGCCCAGGGGUUGGGGGCACAGCCCAUGGGAAUUACAGAGAUGGGGUGAGACAGGGCUGUAGGAAGGUCAAUAUCCCGGCCCACUGUCAGUGUGACCUCUUCUAGCUCUGGGUAUUCGUGUGACCCACAGAAAUGGCCGAUGCUUCAGAUUAUCUCAUUAAGUUCCUGGCUGUGGUGAUAUCCAGUGACAGUGAGUUCCACAGGCUGACGUCGUUACGAGGGAAGGGCCUGGUUGCUGUGUGGCAUGUGUGUCUGGCAGUGCCCGGCAGAGCACCCACCCUCUGGCCCCAUCCCCGUCCCCCUCCCGGCUCAGCCUUUCCCCGCCCCUGGGGCCAGGUCUCUGCAGACGCCCUUGGGGAGACGUUCAAGGCAAAGGCCUGUGGCUGCCCCAGGAGGAUGCCCCAGCGGCUGCUCCCCUCAGUGACCUGGGCCCUUCUCCAUCCCACAGCCCCUGGGAAGAAGGGCCCCCUGCCCCCUGGGGUCCUGGCCGCCAUCAUCCUGGCCGUGCUGGUUCUGGCUGGAGCCGUAGGGGCCGGCGUCAUCCUGUGGAGGAGAAGAUC